AUGCCUGCCUCGACGAUCCACGUAGACGCUAUCCUCUUCGAUAUGGAUGGCACCCUCAUAGACUCGACGCCUGGCGUCAAUGGUGCUUGGGAGAUCUUCCGCAAGGACUAUCCCGGCAUAGAUAUGGACCAGGUGCUCAGCUCUGCGCACGGUGUCCGAACUGUGGAUAACCUCAGGAUACACUGUGGUUUGACUGAUCCAGAGGUCAUCGAGAAAGAGGCAGAGCGCUUUGAGACGGCCAUCAUCACGACUGCCGCCGAACCUGGGAAGGGUGGCAUCGUCAUGCUGCCAGGCGUCAAGGAGAUCAUGGAAGAGCUCGCCCCCGGUCGGCAUCUCCCCAAGCCUGUAUGGGCCAUCUGCACGUCUGCCACGCGCAAAUACUCGUCCGCGGCGGUAGUCGCUGCUGGCGUCCCUGCGCCUGAUGUCUUCAUUCGCUCUGAGGACGUUAAGCAGGGGAAGCCUGCCCCCGAUCCCUACCUCGAGGGCGCGCGCCAGGCUGGUGUCAAGCCCGAGAAUUGCGUUGUUGUUGAGGAUGCGCCGGCGGGGGUACGCAGCGGCAACGCCGCCGGGUGCAAGACCAUCGGCCUAUUGACGACGCAUAGCCGCGAAGCAAUGCUGGCGGCAAACCCGACGUUCCUCGUGAAGGACCUUUCUUGGUGA
Messenger RNA from Schizophyllum commune H4-8, 660 nucleotides. RefSeq names its product HAD-like protein. Bases 1 to 660 code for a protein of 219 amino acids. Lineage: Eukaryota; Fungi; Basidiomycota; Agaricomycetes; Agaricales; Schizophyllaceae. Gene Ontology annotation, molecular function: beta-phosphoglucomutase activity; sugar-phosphatase activity. The record is from RefSeq and is a predicted model, not a curated record. The transcript has 6 exons.